UUAAAGUUUAUUUUGUAUUUUCUCAAGAUGGAGGACUGGAAAUUGACGAAUUUCAUAUCAGACAAAGAAUAGUUUUGUAACAGUGCAGCUAAUUGUCUCAGAGAGGAAGGAUGUGAAAAACUGCAAGUGAUGGAAUCCUGUUGAAGAUUUGUAUGAUAUGGCAACAUGCACGAGGUGAGUUCUUUGGUAUAGCUUGAUGUUUUUAAUUUUGUUUGAUGUUUAGUGUUUGAUUGUGUUGGUUUUACAUGUUUUUGUAAAUAACACAAAUAUUUUCUCUCUCUGAAAAUCAUGCAAUCAAAUUAUCAACUUUUGUGUGCAGCAUUGAUGUAACAUUGUUGUCUCUUUAGAUAUUUUUGUUUUGAAUUUUAAAUAAUUUGAAUGUAUAUGAACUUUAUGAAGUUUACAUUUAUAUAGUAAGUUACCUGUGAACAUGGACAUCUGGGGACCAGAUAAUGUUCAUGGUUAUUUUUUCUUGUGUUGAUAAAAAAAAAAAAGACUAAAAGCGAAUAUCAGUGUACAACAUGCAGUAGGAAUACUUUUAUUUAAAGUAGGUUUGCUACAUACAAUAUGCAUGCACCUGUAUGAAAACAUGUACUAUGAACUAACUUUUAUUUUGAACUACUUUUAUUCACGAAUCACUGAUCGGAAAUGUGUGGACAACAAGUAUUAUACACAAGAGAAGUGGGCCUACAUGUAUAUAUGCACCUUUUGCAUCAAUGGUUUGUGGCAACAAAUAUUUGUGAGACAGUAGUGUUCGCCAUUCUUGUGGAUUAUAUUUCUCGCAUUGAAGCGAUUUUAAAUUUGUUUGAUAGUAAAUACAGGGAUCGUGAAGGUGUAUAUACAGCAAUAAUGAACAAUGAAUAUGUACAAUAUAUUAUACCAAGUCUUAGUUAGACUGUAUUGCAUUUGAAUAUAAAGGAAAAGGCGAGCUUUUACUUGUACUUUGAACUUCAAAGGAACGAGGAUAUGAACUUGAAUGAGCACUGUGGAAAUUGUGGGUAAUGAGGGAAAGAAACAAGAGUUGUUCUUAAUGAUUUUCAAGAAAAGUAUACAAAGGCCACUGACACAUGUGCAAUUAUGUUGUUUGGUUUAAUGCUGAAAUUGGUAGGUCUGCUUAUUAAAAGCUGCCUACUGUAAUUAGAUGGUUGAACCUGACAAGACUAUUUGAGAGUGGAAAUGAUGUAUGUAUACUCAGUAUAAGUAUGUCUGCAACAUGAUAAGUUUGUUUAAAAAAAAAAAAAAUUUCAAGAUAUAUUGCAUUCAAAAUGUAUUACUUCCAAAAUGUAUGGUUUCCAUAUUGCAUUGCUCUCAAAAUAACUUGUGAUUUGAGAGUGUACAAUAGACACAUAUAUGUACACGAUCAAAAAUAGAUAAAUAUAUGCUUUCAUAUUAUUUUAAUGCCCAUGAUUUCCUCUCUUCACUAUAUGAAUUUCUUUUCCUGAUUUUCACAUCCCUCUCCGUGCCCUAUUGCAUUUAAAAUCUGAUCCAUUCAUGAAGUAGCCUGCAGAGAGGUAAAAAAAAUAUAUAUAUAUCGUGAUAAGGCUUAGCAGAUGUAGUAUUGUUUUUGGAUGGAUCAUGAAUAUUCGCAAAGGUUUGAACAUCCCUGUGUUAGCUUCUGUUUGGAAUUUUUGGACUUCAAAAUGUGUAAAAUGAUGCCCAGCACACCAGGUUGGUAGUAUUUAAGUGGUCUUUUAAUGACCUUGCUCUCUGUGUUUUAGGAUCGUUUGAAUCUCAUUAGCUUACGAAUGACCUACUUCUGGAGUUCUUUGUGUUUUCAAAACUCCAAGGCUUGCAGAAUAUAUACUUAUAUAUUUGGGAACUGAUAUCCCCAUUGAUCAAUGUACAUUCAUGUUCACUAACUUUCUAAGUGGACACCAUUAUUAUUAAUCAUGGAUGGACUGCACAGUGUUCCAGAUUAUGUAUGUAGAUUUCCUGCCUUUUUUUUUCUUCUUUAAAGUGGCUAAAGAUCACCAUUUUUGUAUAAUGUUGGGCUUCAGAAAGUACGCAUGGGCUGUAUAUGCAUUGACCUUGAUCAAAUUAAAUAUUUUAAUCAUUAUAUCUCAGUGUUGCAUAUAUACUAAUAUGAAAAAAGUUUGGUUGACACUUGUCGCCCAUGGUACUAUUUGAAAAAUUUACAUUUUGGACAGUUCUUUGAGGAAAAUAUGAGAUGUCAUAAACUUUAUGGUACCGUAAGAAUAAAUAGAAAUCAGUUUGAAAUAAAAUACAUUUUUCUUUUCUUAGUUUUUCAAAAUGUAAAUGAUCAAAUUUUGAAGAAUUCAAAAAAGGUUUGCGAUUUAGGGAUGAAUAUAUGGCCAUUAUUGAACCUAAUUCUCUCUCAGUUUUCCCUUUAAUCUGAUCUAAUUGUGUUUAUUUAUAUAUCUUAUUUUUAUCUUGAUUGAAGCUGAACUUGAAAUCUUUUCAUCAAGGAACAUGAUUUACAUUCGUUGCAAAUUGAGGGUGUAACAUUUUCCUUUUAAAUGCUAGUCUAUCUCCAGUUUUACCUCCACAUCUUAUAUAAUUCUGAUAGGGUACCUCUGUUAGAAACAGAUUAGAUAAGGAUUCCAUUUCCGUGGAAGCUGAAAUCCUUCUGAACAGAGAAUAAAAAUCACUUGCUUUUCUAAUCGAGCAGAAGAUGAGAUGUAAAACGUGUAAGUUUCAGGAAAAGGGUAGGGAGUCCUUGGGGCUGUCAUACUAUCUGCGAUAAUGAUGGAAGAUGAAUGUCAUAAUGGGCAUGAAUUAUGUCAUGCUCGUUAAUUCUUGUGACCUAGAGAGGUCAUUGACCCGAGUCAGGCAAUUUCUUGAAGGAGUUGUCUUCCCUUGGUGAUGGUGCAACUGAUAUCACCACACCCAUUCAGAGGCCCUGUGUUAUCUCUGACUCUGUGUGGAGUGUUCCCUUCAUCUCGGGGAUUUGAUUCUAGGUCAGAGAUUUAGUAGGAAUAUCUGAUAAAUCAGAGAUGCUUGUUGUUAGGAUGCAGCCUUUUUACAUUAUUGUAUCUAUAAUACAAAUGUACUUGGGAUUAUCAAAUAGCACUUAUCAAUUAGCAAUUGACUUUUGUAUCUAAAUAAGCAUUUGAUUAAUACUUCAUUUUCACCAUUUUGUAAGAAUCAAAUGUGUAAGCAUGCCAACUUUUAUUAAUUGUAGAUAAAAUUUUGUUCAAACUAUGGUCCCAAGUACCAGUGUAUCAAUUUGAUAUGCAAUCAUCCAAUUGUGAAAUAAAUUUUUAAGUUAGUUCAUAUCAUGACCUCUGGAAUGCUUUUACAUAGAAUACAUAUGUUGGAAAAAUGUUUAAACAAAUAUUCAGAAGGUUUUUGUUCUUCAAAACUAUAUACAUGUAUUCUGUCAUGGUCUUCAGCUUUGUGUCAGAGGCUGCAGUUAAAGUAACCAGAAGAUUUGUAAUUUAAUGUUAGGCUGACUCUUCUGUACUCACUCAUGUGAGCAUUUGGUCCAUGGACCUCUUGUUACUGAGAAGUAUAAUUAUUGCACUGGUAAUCAACAGGAGAAAGAUUUGUAAUCCAAAUAAAGUCUUUAAAGAAAAGAAUCAUUAUCCAGAUUGCCCAGAAAAUCCUGUGGAUAAAUUAUGUGCUCUUAUUGAUUAGUGAGUCAUCAGUAAUGUUAAUAUUGUCAACUUGAUGCACAUGCUUUCAUUGAAUGGAGUUCUCUGUGUUAGAGUUGACGGCAAAAUGGACUUUAAAGAUAUUUUGUAUUUAAAUUAUUCAUUCUAUACAUUGCUUGUGGAUGCCUUCUAUGCUAGCAGAACAGUUCUGAUAUGUAGCAAUUAUUCUGUGCCAAGAUUGUACCUUCACGAUCACCAUGCAGAUUCAAUUAAUCUCCGGACAUAAUGAAAAAGAAACUCAGCUUGUGUCUUCAAGACAUAAACAACCUAAAUUACACGUCUCCACAUGCCACAAUGUCUUGUGAAUGGAGAAAACAUCGGCAACAUUGGCUCUUGGAGACACCAGUACAACCAUGAUGUACUUUAUGCUGACAGCUUUAAGGAUCCUGGGGACACUGGCUGAUGAAAUCAUUUGGCACUUACUACAUGUUUAUUAUUCAAAUCAAGUUUCCCCCUUGUUUCGACCAGCAACAGAGGGCAGUGUGUAUUGAUUUUCUGUGUGGUGUCGCCUCCUCCUUCUUUCAUCGUUUUUUUCUGGUUUGGAUGGAGGCUGAGUAACCAGACACUGGGUAAAGUGACUCAGAUCUUAUUGACAGAUUUCAUUAAGAUGUUCCUUUGUCAAUUAGUAGUCUGGUUUCAGUGCAUGUUCCAGUGGGUCCUUGGAGAAAGUGAGAAAAAAGGAAACAAUUUGUCUCAUUGUGGAAUGGGAUGACCUAUUUAGGAUUUUGACCAAAAUUUUUGUGUUUUUGUCAAGGCUAUAUGGUGAAGUUUUUCAUCAGAAUGGAUGUAGCACUUGCACAAAUAUGGUACUGAAGAAAAAAAGUGAAUUUCAAUGUGGAUUACAUGAAUCAACUGUUUCCUAAAAACGAAAUACUGGAGUACUAGAUUUGAUAUACAUAUGUUAUUUGACAUUGUACUGAGAUUUCUCUCUGAACAUGAUAAUGUGAAAUGACAGUGUGAUUGACAGUCUGUUAGAAAUGUGUGCUGCCGUAGUCCUGGACCAACUACUGGUUUUGUUAUGGUGCAAGUCUGACAAAGAAGGUACACCUGUCAAAAAAAGUGUCAACAGGUAAGUGCCCAGGCACCUGUGGAAGUUCCUAGAGAGAUGAUGUAUUGACAGGUUGGCCUGCAUUUGAUGUUCAUUGUUGGCUCGAACAUAUAUACAAAGAACAUGCAUUAUGGGGUUAAAAGGCUCAGAGUGUUGCAAUUUGGCAUUAGAAUAAAGAGUGUAAUUCCGAGUAAUUAGCUCUAUUUCCCCUGUGUAUACACUUCUUGUCUCUGAUUUAGUUGUUAUCUGUUUAAUUGCAAUUUUGACUGUUGUUAAAAAGGAAAUUCAAUUUCUGUCCAUUUUAAGAGAACAUGUUGUGUUUUUUACACAAGCAGAAUGUUUGACACAAAUCAGUUGAACAGCUGAUGCAGAUCAAACCACAUGUAUAUUUCACAAGGUGUUACCCCAAGUGAGGGCCCCAGCCAAUCAGUCAGACUUUUAUGAUACACACAGAAAAAUGAGUGUUUAUGAUAUUUAAUGGUUUCCUGUGCUCUUCAUCCAAACAAUUCCACAAUUACAAAAUGUGUGCAAGUUAGGAAAACAUGGGGCAUUGUCUAACAGUAAACAGUGCUGGUUCCUACACCUUCAAGAAUGACUAUUUUGUGUGGCAGCGUGUUGGAAUUCACAGCAGUUGGAGUAAUUGUUUCUAAUGAGAAACUAUGCCUGUGCAGAAACCAGACUUUUGAUCACAAUGAGAUGUCCAAUUUUGUAAGUUGUCAUGGCCUUUGAGGUUCAGAACAUAUACAGCACUCCACAGAUUCCGCGCAAACGGCCAUGUUUACAUCCCCGUCGAAUGACGCUGAUCGAUCUCAGAAAUGUACGAGUAGACGAAGAUGACAACCAACCCUACAGAAAAUGCAGCACGGCCACAAUUCGAUCGGAAGGCACUGGGACACAGUAUUACUCCAAGCAUGGUGGAAUACAGCACAUGUAUGACAGCUCUGACACAGCCAGUCUGGAUUCCUUCAAGAGUAACUCCUCUUGUAUGAGGAUCAGAAGGGUGUCCAGUUCAUUCGAAGGAUCCACGAGGUUCCCAAGGCUUCAGGAGUGUGCUCAUUUCCAUUAUGACGUUGUAGAACUUCCUGGUUUUCAGGUUUGUUUGUGUGAUGAAGAGCAGGAGAAUUUUCAUCAUGUCAGUGGGGAGGAGGAGGGGGGUGCCUUCCUUGUUAAGAUCACCUGUGGUAACAAGUGCUGGAUGGUUAAGAGGACGCUCAGAAACUUCUGCAUGUUGGAUAGACAACUGCACAAGUGUAUAUUCGAUCGCAAGUUUAGUAGGUUAUUUGACCUACAGAAGUCAGACGAAGGAAAAAGUCCUAAGGAAAUGGAACUUUUUCUUCAAUCCUACCUGAAGAGAUUUUCAGAUAUUGCUGGUAGUAUGAUCAACUGUGGCUCAGUUCUCAACUGGUUUGAGAUUGACAAUCGAGGAAAUCGUUUACUCGUUGUGGAUGAUUCAGGGAUCAAUACUCCAGCCAUUGCUGCAGCUCAUGCAGUAAAGCGAUAUACUUCACAAGCCAUUGAUGAGAUAUCAUUAGAGGUUGGAGAUAUUGUGUCUGUGAUUGAUAUGCCCUCCACAGACGACACUAUUUGGUGGAGAGGGAAAAGAGGAUUUGAGGUGGGGUUUUUCCCAGCAGAGUGUGUUGAAGUGAUAGGUGAUAAAAUCCCAGCCUCUGUCCAGUCCAUGGUGCCAAUAAACAGCAAUAUAGUCCGCAAACAUGGAAAAUUUCUGUCUUUUCUGCGGAUGUUUUUUACAACACGUCCUCCACGGAACCAGCUUAAACAGUCUGGAAUUGUCAAAGAGAGAGUGUUUGGGUGUGAUUUGGGAGAACAUCUUCUGAAUUCUGGACAUGAUGUUCCUCUGGUCCUAAAGUGUUGCUCUGCAUUUAUAGAGGAGAUGGGAAUUGUCGAUGGGAUAUACAGACUUUCUGGAAUCACUUCCAAUAUACAGAAGUUAAGAUUGGCUUUUGAUGAGGAUAGAGUGCCUGACUUAACGGAAGAGAUUUACCUACAAGAUAUACACUGUAUUAGUUCACUGCUCAAAAUGUACUUCAGGGAACUCCCAAAUCCUCUGCUGACGUACCAGCUGUAUGACAAGUUUGCUGAUGCUGUACGGGAUGAGGACAACAAAUUGUGGAAAAUUCAUGAUGUUGUCCAGCAACUCCCUCCUCCUCACUACAGGACAACCGAGUUCCUGAUGCGUCAUCUAGCAAAAGUUGCAGCAUUUGGCAAAGAAACUGGUAUGCAUUCCAAGAAUUUGGCCAUAGUGUGGGCCCCAAAUCUUCUCAGGUCAAAGGAGUUGGAGUGUGGGGGAGGAGCAGCUGCUCUCCAGGGGGUGGGGAUCCAGGCUGUUGUCACCGAGUGUUUAAUAGUGUAUGCAGAUCUCAUCUUCAGUGACAAACUCCCAUCAUAUUCCUCACCAGAACUGAAACCAUCAAGGAAAAAACCCAGACCCAAAUCCCUGGCGAUUUCUACACCCACAAAGUUAAUAACACUGGAAGAAGCCAGAGAAAGAGCCUUAUCAGCUAGUCUUCGUCCCCCACACCAAAAGUACAUAGAUGUAGGGAGUGGACCCAAAGGCUUGUCGGGGAAAUACCAUACCGUCUUAGAUCUGCCUGGUUACAGAAAAAAGACCCCUUUGAAGGAAGUUGGAAAUUUAAAAGCAAAGAAGUCUCCCAGUGGUUGGAGGUCGAUAUUUACUAAGGGAAAUCGACAAAGCAGCAUGAAGCACAAAAACCACAAAAGUGGAUUAUCACAAUCACUGGGUACUGGAAUGGAGAGAAAAGCCAUAACCGAGGAAGAUGUGCAGACCUGGAAGAGACGGCGACUUAGGGGAGCCAAGAGUGCUGAGUCAUUGCUGGUCCUUCCACCGUCCACCUCCAUUGACAGCACCAAGAGAAUGUCCAGGCUGGUUGAUGAGACCAUGCUGAUGAAAUUGUUUCAAGAAGAGGAGAGUAAAAAACUUUUGGGUCAUAAGAGAUCUCUGUCAUCGGAGUCCCCCAGAAACCUUAUGCAUGCUGAGGAUACCAUCACUUACCCGAGCUAUAUUGUAGCUGGUUCUAGAGAGAUGGCAAUUGAUGUAGAUAAUUUAAAAGAUGGUGUAGAGAAUGAAAAUCCAGAUAAAAGAAAACAGAAGCAUUCUUUUGUUCGUUCUGAGCCUAAGCGAAGAGUCGUAUCUCAUCGUAGGACCCCUUCUGCACCUCUUAGUCCAAAAAUGAAUGAAUCUCGUGAGAAAAGCAGGAGUCCAAAAAUGUCCAAGCAGAAAGGAAUCUCACAAAGUGUCUUUGAAAUAGAGCAUCGAGGCACUGAGGGACUGAGAGAGAAUCUCAUGUCAUCUUCCAUUGAUGCAGAAAAGUUUGUGUUGCAUGUUGAUGACAAAGACUUGUUGAAACCAGUUGAUCAAAAGGGCAAGAGCCCCUCAAGUGACAGUCGUAAACUGAGGAACUCUAAAUCACCACAGAGAGAUUCAAAGGAAGGGUCCUCUUCUCCUAGAGAACAGAAAAAGACUAUGAACGUUAGUGACAAAUCUCGGAAGAAGGAAGAGGUAAUUGACUUACCAGAAAGUCCAGGAGCCAAACGGAAAAACUGGUUAAGUAGUUCAUCAUCCACCCCAUGUACCACACCUGAUGAACCUCCAUUGAAUCAGUACUUCUCAAGACAUCAUGACUAUGCAGAAAUUUCUGACAGCAGUGAAAACGAAAUUCCGAACAAUACUCAGUCAUCCUCUUCUUUGCAAACAGAGGAAAAUGUAAACCGUUUGUCAGACAACUACGACAAUGUGGAUAAUGCAAUGUUUUUUCUUCCAUCUGAUGACACAGAUCUACUCCAAUCCAUUGACCAGGCUGCAAACCUGCAGUCAAUCAACCAAGCUACAAAUAAUAACAUAACUUCUUACUCAUACAGUGAAAGUGAAGCCAAAUACUCCUCAGUGGAAUUUCAUCAGUCUAAGACUGAAGGGUGUUCAAAGAUGUCAAAAUGUUUAAGUGUUCCAUCAGACAUUCAGAAAUCACUAGAAAAUCUUACAUCCGGAAGUCAAACUGACUUGCUCUCUUCCAUUACUCUGAGUGAAGUUUCCACUUCCAUGGAUAGUUUUAGUCUUAGUGAGGAAAACAGUUCUGGUGUAGACAGAAAACGGAGAAGUGCUUCAUUAGACAGUUUGUCUGAAUCCCCACUCACCAGGACCUUGGUGGAGAUAAAUGCCCAGAUUGAUCAGGCUUUCAAGAACGAAGUUCAAAAAGCAAAGAAACUGAAGGAGGAAAAAAGUCUGUCUAUAGAUUCAGGUGAUUUCAGAGAAGAGAUUGCAACCAGCUUGCAUGAAUCAGCUAAUCAAGACUCGAAUACAUUUGUGGACAGACCUGCUGCAGAGGUGCAAGUUGUAGAAACACCAAGAUUAAUCCGUGCUCCAUUACGUAAUGCCAAAGACCAAAACUUUUCACUCAAUGUUGGGCAGUCUGCUGAAUCUAAAAACAUUUCAUCUUCAUCAUACCACUUCAAAACACGAACUCCUGAGGAACAUCUCGUGGCAUUUUCCUCAAUACAGCAAGUCAGUCCUUCAUCAGAGUCAUCAAGAAUAUUCUCACCUCAAGAAUCUCCGAAACAAAACCCAAAAGGAUCUGUUUCUUCACUACCUACCAUGUCUCCUGUAUCAAGUCCAAUCAUGGCAAGGACAGGAAGUUCACCCCUGGCAAGUCCAGUUCAGAGACGUCUGAAGCAUUCACAACCUAAUACACCUACACAAACUUGGCAAGCGGAUAGCCCACUUUCUAGCCCAGGUCCUGCUCACAGAGGAUUUGUUUCACCAUUGAUGAGUCCUUCUAGUCCCGACCGGUCUUUUGACUAUGAUUCACAGCAACGGAAAGUACUGUCCAGGAGAGGAAAAGUGACUUUUGACUUAUCGGAUGAUGAUUUGUAUUUUCUUUCACAACAAGGAAAAAAGAGGGAUACUCUUACACGAACUGACUCAAAUUCAUCAUCUUCAACUGUGUCUAGUCUUUCAAGUCCAGAAGCCAGAAUGAAGCAGUCAUCCAAACCUGAAAAUCCUCCAUCUCCUUUUCCGAAACAACCUGCUAAAAGAGACUUUCCUCAUUUACUUCUCUCCUCCACAUGCACAGACUCUAAAUCUACUUCUAGUCCACGUUCCCCAAGAAACCAGCCAAGGUGGGAAGAUUUAGCAGGUCUGAAUCAAGAUUUCCGAGCUAUGGCUGGUUUAGACAAGUCUCCAAACAAACCUCAGAACAAAACAAGUGAAGUUAAAUCUAAUUCUCCAUCUGCACAAGUUCCGUCAAAUCAAGAAAACCUAGACUCCUCGUUUGAUAGAAAGUUGCAAGAUCUUUCAAAUUUUAAUGAACUUUGGAAAAACCAGCUUGCACCUACUGGAGAUGUGUGUAGAUUAACUGACACAAAAGACAAUGUUCAUUCUAAUGAAAAACAUAUUUUAAAAAGGUCUACAACAUUGCCAGCUGCUAUGGAAGUUUCACAUCCAUCUGAUUGCAGAGAAAAAACUCCAGAGUGUAGCACAGAUGAGAGGACAGUAGUUGUAGAAAAACCCAUGAUAAAGAAAUGUUUAACAGAGACUGACCUCCCACAGAUAAAGCACUGUAGUAUUGUUACGCAGGGCAGUAGUGAUACUUCAUCCAGUUCUGAGAUGCGUUUAUGUGAUUCAGGAGCAAGUGUGGUAGUGCAUGAAGAAAGCAGCAUGGAGAGUCAAAUCAAUAUAUGUAGAAGUGAUAGUUACAGCAGGGCUGUAGGUCAAUCAAUGGAGAGGAAUGGAAUCAGUAUUCAGGAAAAGAUGGGGAAGGAUCAAAAGAUUAAUAAGGUUCACAAGGUAGAUGGGAAAGAAGUUGUGUUGAAUAUGCCAAUGCUUCCCCCUCUAGAGUUGUCUGGAUUUCCUAAGUUUGAAAACUCUGAUGAAGUUCCAAUAACAGGUGCUUCCAAGCUUAGCUGUGAUAAAACUGAAAAAGCCAGUAGUAGUUCUAAUGAUUUGUUAGGAAGUGAAGGAAGCUUCCCUGUGAAUUUGUCUGAUAGUUACUAUGACAAUUCUGAUAUGAAUUCAUAUGGAGUGGAAAAUACUAUGAAUGAUGUGAAUUCAUUUGGAGUAGAAAGUAUGAUGAGCACGGAUAUGAAUUCUUUUGGAGGGCACAGCAGUAUGAUGGAGGAAAUUGAUAUAAAUGAGAGUUGUUUUGGAAUCCCAACACAUCAGAAUCUCAGCAACGAAAUGAGAGAAAGAAUGCAGGACAGAUUUAAAGCAAUGAAGGGUCAGGAUACCUGCUCUACAUUGAGUGAUGAUAUGCAGCCUGGGAUUGUUGUCCAUGAAUUGCCUGAUCAUUUGAGAAUGGAUAGUGGGUUUGAUUAUCACCAAGGUAUGGAAGUGGAAGCCUCUGUGCUUGCCUCUGGAUAUACUUCCAUCACAAGGCCAGCAGAAGACAUACAAAUGCUCUCUCAAGGGCCAUUGAUAACGGCUGAACCAUUUGUUGUGGAACAAAUUGAACCAGUCAGUCAAAUGGUUAAACCCAUUGAUAAUUCUGAAGAAGAGGCACAGAAUGCAAUAAAUGCAGACAAAGAGCUUAAUAUGACUCUUCAGUCAUCAUUAAAUCAGAAUGCAUGCUAUAUUUCUUCAAGUGAAAAUGAAAUUUGCAUGGAAACCGAUGUCUGCAGCAGUGUUGAUGGACCACUUCCACAACUUCCGCCCCCGGAGCAAGAAUUUCUGGAGGUCCGUAGGCCAUGUGUUAUGAAACCUAUAAAGGAAACGCUCUCAAGUGAAGGAAGUUCAGAAAAGGGAGAAAAUGAGGUAAUUGUGGAGCACAGAGCAAGUUUCAAGAAAAAGGCACCUGUUCCCUUACCUACAGCCAAACCUAGGAAAGAACGCAAACAGCUUACAGAGUCAGUUGAUUUUUCAGACUUAAAUGAUGAUGUUUUUGUGGAUGAUAUAAAAUCAAACAUAACUAGGAGUAAAUUAGUUAGUCGUGUUCCACUUAAAUCUGUGGCAGAAAGAUGUAUUGGCAAUUUCUAUGCUUUAGAGGAACCUCCAAAUCGUAGUUCUUUAGACGAGUCCAUUUUACAGUUAGCCUCCUCACGGCAUGAUGAUUUCACAGGAGACAACGCAGAUCCAAAUCAAGCAGAGGACGUCAGAUUCACCAAAGCCCACAAGUCAACAAAACUGCAGAGUCUGAAGGAACUGUUUGAAAAGUCGUGCAAAGAAAAUGCUGAAAAACAUCAAAAGGAAAAUCAGGCAUCUCAAGAAAAUUUAGUGUGUUUGCCAAAUCAACAGAUUGCCAGUGAUUCAAAUAGGGUAGUGAAUGCUAGAGCCUCAUUUGGAAAACAGAAGUCAUACUCGCAGAUUGAACAUUCAUAUUAUGAGCAACAACUUGGUGCUGGUAAUGCUGUGUCAAACAGUUUUAAUGUCCCUGGAAGCAGAAGAAGUAUUUCUACCGAUGUGGGUUAUGAAUUCCAGUUGUCAAAAAGCAUGGGAAUGAAAUGCGAAAAAGUAGAUAAAACUGUUGGAAUUGGAAAGCCACCAAAACAUAGAAGUGUUUCAAAAACUAGGACUGGAAGUGAGUCGUCAGUGUGUGAAUCUGAACAGAGAACAAGAUCAUCUCCUAGAUCUGUGGAUGGAUCUCCCAAGUUUGCUAGAGAGGGAUCACUUAGUUCAAAAAGUUCUCCAAAAUCUCAAAGAGAUUCCUCACCUUUCAGUCAAAUUUCUUCUGAUGACUCACCAAGAGGAAUCCGUCGCUGCUCUGAAGAAAGUUCACCUCGCAGCAUUAGGCAUCAGUCUUCAGAGGAGAAUUCACCUAAAGUUUUAAGGGUCAAAUCUGAAGGAUCUCCUAGGGGAACAAGGCAUGUGUCUUUUCAGAGUCACAAUCAAUCUGUUACAGCAACUCGAGGCUCACCGGGAAUCAGCAGGGUUGUGAUGAGUUCCGAGAAAAAUGAAAGAAUGACUAAAUCUUGUUCUGUGUUGAACACUUCUCCACAUGGUGCAGCUAGUGGAUGUGCCUCUGAGGACAUGAUGAGUCGAUCCCUUACAUUAGAACAUUCUCAAUCUCUGGAGGAAACCGCUUCUCAUCUCAAAAGAAGGGGAAGCAUUAAAGAACUAAUGCAUUUUUUCGAAAGCAAACGGGAGAGUUGUGGUGAAGAUGUGGGAAGGGGGGGUGGUCGACAGCGCGUUCAUAGUGUGUCACCAACAUUAGGACUGAGUCAGUCAGAAUCCCUCACUCUUGUUAAUGUCCGACAUAGUCUCGAGUUACCGCCAACAAGUGCCCUGUCUACAUUGGAAGGAGUCACCAGACCAAAUCCAGUUAGAAUGGGUCCCAAGCCAUUUUACAGUGUUAAAAACAAUUAACCAGCAAACAAAAUUUAACAUUAAGUGCAUGUGUGAAUGCAAAUUGCUGCCAUAUCUUUAGAGCUCAAGAUUGUUUUCUACAACUGUGAAACUGUUGUAUCAUGUAGGGACCAGGAUGUUAGAGUAACUAAAUGUUGUAAUUCCUUUGCCAACUUCAACCUCCAAGAAACCUUUCAUGGUAACUAACACUAGUACCCCCAGUCAUCCCACUGAAAUCAUAUGUGGCAAUGUGCAAUAAUGAUUGAUUUUAUAGUAAAACCAAAUAUUGUAUCCCCAUUCCAAUUUCACAGGAUGUUUCAUCAUAUUUUCAGUUCCGACAUUGGUAUGGUUUUCGGCAGAUAUGCAGUAUUAUUUAUGGGUAAUUUAUGUAUUUCUUUAUUUUAUUGAGUUUUUUCAUGAUUUAAGUUGUUGUGUAAACUUGCUACUUAAUCCUGAAGGGGUUAAACACUGCCAUUUUGCUGAAAGCAGAUGAAUUAGAUUUAUUUCAUUACAAUAUCCUGCAUAGUUCUAAAGCUUUGAAAGCUUGCAUCCUUUAGAUAUUGAAUACAUGACAGCUUCUGUUAAUUAGGCCUACUAGUGUCAACACAAGGGUAUGUCCUCCCAUUUUAUAUAUAUGUCAUGUACUGUACAUGUAUCUUUUCUAGUCAAUAUUUAUUUAUUUUGUUUACCUAAUGUAUUUUUGUUAGAAACACAGUUGUAUGCAAUGAAUUGCAUUGUGUGUUUUUCCCCUUAAAAUGUACCUGUAUAUCUAAAGUUAAGAUCCCACAUAAGUUGUCUGUAUUUGUGAUCACUGGGAAUAUUUCAAAACUAAUGAGAAUUGGUUGUUUUUGUGUGGUUGUAUAAUUUGUUAUUAGUGUAUGAAGUUUGAAAAUCAUAUAGCUGCUCAUAAUGUAGAGAUCUGAUCACAAUAGUGUGAACAAGUUGCUGUUGAUAAUGUAAUUUGCGAUCAUCAUCGAAUUCUAGUGAUCUUUCGCGUGUAUUAGUGUUUGGUAAUGUCCUUGGUGUGAGGGCCUGCUGUUUGCCUGUUUUUAUUUUUAUGCACCUCCAAGUAUUUUUUAAUGUAUAUUUUAAAGUACUCCUAAGUGCUUAUGGCAGGGUCCCAUUGUGAAGAGUGGGAUUUUAGCAUAAUAUUUAUUUUCUAUUCCAUUACUUCAUCAUCUGUAAAACCUCACUAACAAGCAAUAAACUGGUGAUUAAUAAAACCAUAUGAAAUAAA
Ostrea edulis (European flat oyster) is the source of this 14207-nucleotide messenger RNA. RefSeq lists its product as uncharacterized. Bases 5381 to 12991 code for a protein of 2536 amino acids. Gene Ontology annotation, molecular function: protein binding; GTPase activator activity. The record is from RefSeq and is a predicted model, not a curated record. Gene Ontology annotation, biological process: small GTPase-mediated signal transduction. The transcript has 22 exons. Lineage: Eukaryota; Metazoa; Mollusca; Bivalvia; Ostreida; Ostreidae.